AUGAAGAGGGAGAAUUUACGUUUACAGGAGGUAAAGGAAGAUGGUGAUAGACCUUUGGAAAUAUGGAUCGAAAGAGGGAUACAAAGGAAAAAGAGGAAAGAUUGUGGGCAAAGGGUAGGAAAAGUAAUAUGGGACUGGGAAAGGGAAGAAAAAUUUAGGAAAAAAUUAAAGGGGGAGAAAAGGGAAGGAAAGCAAAUAUAUAAGGAGUGGAGAGAAAUGGAAGAGGAAAUAAAAAAAGCAUUAAGGGAAGUAGAAGAGAAACAGCGGGAAAGGGUGAAGAAGAGAAAAGUAGGAUGGUGGGACGAAGUAUGUAGGAAUAAAAAAAAGGAAGUAAGGGAGGAAGUAAGGAAGUGGAGAAUGAGUAAUAAAGGGAAAGAAAAAUAUAGGGAAAAGAAAAGAGAGUAUGGAAAAUUAUGUGAGCAGAAGAAGAAGGAAGAGACGGAGAGAUGGAUGAAGGAUGUAAAACAGGCGAAGAGGGAGAAAAAGGUCUGGAAGAUUGUGAAUAAGGAGAGGAAAGAAAGGAAAGGAAUAGAUGAGGGGAUAGAAGAGGAAGAAUGGAAGGAAUAUUUUAUGAGACUAUUAAGAGGAGUGGAACACAGGAUAAGAGAGAGAGAGAUGGAAGAAGAGGAAAAAAGGAUGAGAAACAAAUAA
Solenopsis invicta (red fire ant) is the source of this 651-nucleotide messenger RNA. Its product is annotated as histone-lysine N-methyltransferase, H3 lysine-79 specific. The transcript is spliced from 2 exons. The coding region runs from base 1 to 651 and encodes 216 amino acids. The record is from RefSeq and is a predicted model, not a curated record. NCBI's taxonomy places the organism in Eukaryota, Metazoa, Arthropoda, Insecta, Hymenoptera, Formicidae.